Exophiala bonariae is the source of this 522-nucleotide messenger RNA. RefSeq lists its product as uncharacterized. The record is from RefSeq and is a predicted model, not a curated record. The transcript has a single exon. NCBI's taxonomy places the organism in Eukaryota, Fungi, Ascomycota, Eurotiomycetes, Chaetothyriales, Herpotrichiellaceae. Gene Ontology annotation, cellular component: DASH complex; spindle microtubule. Bases 1 to 522 code for a protein of 173 amino acids. Gene Ontology annotation, biological process: attachment of spindle microtubules to kinetochore.
AUGGCGUCUCUAGGCCCUGCAGUCUCCUCAUUGCGAUCAUCCCUAUCACUCCUCGACUCUAGCAUAUCCAUACUGGACGAAGGGGUGUCCGACUUCCCCCGCCUAUGCAAAGUCCUCCAGACCCAACAACAUUUCGAACUCCUGGCCGAACCAACACUUCGAGAAGCUCAACAGUCUUUGGUUGACGAGAUCGUACCAGCCAUCCACCAACUCGUCUCCACAGCUGAGAGGCACAUUGAUCAACUCGUACGAAAAGAGGAGAGCCUCAAAGCACGAUCUGAACUCUUGAAUGGGAGGUUAAAUACCAGUAAUAGCCGGAAUUCGAGUUUCGGCGGUUCUACGCAGCCUAAACGGACUACGGAAAACACAACUUCCACAACUUUGAGUGAGUCGAAGCUGCUGGAGAUGAAACGACUGCAGCAGAAGAAAGAGAGAUUGCAGUAUGCUAUUGACAGGUUGGAGCUGCAGUGCAAACAGAGGGAGCGAGAGUUGAGGAAAAGCAUGGCCUUUGUGAAUGAUUGA